Menidia menidia (Atlantic silverside) is the source of this 4745-nucleotide messenger RNA. The record is from the annotation of a GenBank genome assembly. Lineage: Eukaryota; Metazoa; Chordata; Actinopteri; Atheriniformes; Atherinopsidae.
UUUUUUUUUCCAAGUAGUAUUGUAGGUAUUGGGUAGAGCGACAUCUCAGUCCAGGCUCUGUCUUUAAUGAUUGAUCAAAAUGUCAACAUGUGUCCAGUUUGCAGUCCAAGUCCAGAGAGUGUUUAUUCCUGACAUUUACUGGAUAUGUGCAUGGGACAUCUUUUUUUCAGACAUUUUAUCUAUGAUAACAUAUCUAAUUUCUUGUCUCUUCUCAGUAGCUGACCAAAUGAUUCUUUUUUGAAAAGGAAUUUUCUUUUAUGCUACUUGGAAGAAGCAUGACUCUAUCAAAAGAGCUGAAGAAUUUUUAGGGGAAGUUGAACAACACGUUUUUUCUUAUAUCAUAACUGUACCUCUCAGAAUUGAACCUUUCUUGAAGAAAAAUGAUUAUCUCCAUUUUUGUGGAAAAACUCCACUUCGUUUUUUUGGUGAUGACAGGGCUGCUGAAUCUACCGCUGUUUACAGAAUGUAAUAAGAUCAGGCUGGUCGGGCCUUCGCGCUGCGCUGGCAGGGUGGAGAUCUUUCAUGAGGACAGCUGGGGAACCGUGUGUGACGAUUUCUGGAGCCUCGCCAGCGCUGGCGUGGUGUGUCGCGAGUUAAACUGCGGCACUGUUCAAGAGGCAAAAAAAAAUGCUUUCUUUGGACAAGGCAAAGACGAAAUUUUUUUGGAUGAUGUGAAGUGUGUUGGGGAUGAGUCUUCCCUUCUGAAGUGCCCACACAAGCCUCUCGGGGUAAAUAAUUGUGGCCAUAGUGAAGAUGCUGGGGUCAUCUGUUCAGAGCACAUGAAGCUUGUCAAUGGAACCAAUCGCUGUGAUGGCAGGGUGCAAAUCUAUCACGAAGGCAGCUGGAAACCAGUCUGCAGCACUAACUGGGGCGUUGCAGAAGCUGCUGUGGUGUGCCGUGAGAUAAGCUGUGGAACUCCUGUAAUCAAUCCUACAAUAAAGGAUUUUGGGCAGUCUCAUGGCCUGGCUGGGGUCAAAUCCAGUUGUAUCGGAAAUGAGACCUCUAUCUCAACUUGCGAGAUCCAAGAGAUCAAAGAAAGCUGCCCUGAUGCUGUUGUCGUCUGUGCAAACAAUAAACCAACAAGACUGGUGAAUGGGACUAACCAAUGUUCUGGUCGAGUAGAGGUGUUCUAUGAAGGACAGUGGGGAACAGUUUGCGAUGACCGGUGGGGGCUUCAGGAGGCAGCAGUCGUAUGCAGGGAGUUGAACUGCGGGAAUGCUCUUACAGUGAAGUACAAAGCCUUCUUUGGCAGAGGCCAUGAUCAGGUUUGGCUGGAUGAUAUUGACUGUACCGGUCAUGAGAAGUCCCUUGCUGAUUGUCCACAUAGAGGUUUUGGAGAGCAUGACUGUGACCACAGUGAAGAUGCUGGUGUCAUAUGCUCAGAGUCUGUGAGAUUAACUAAUGGGACCAGUAGCUGCUCUGGUAGGGUGGAGGUCUUGCAUGGUGAAAAAUGGGUAAACAUUUGCAACAACAACUGGGGCAUUAAUGAGGCUUCAGUUCUGUGUAAAGAACUCAAUUGUGGUCCUCCAAAGAAAUCCCAAGACGUCUUGAGUUAUGGGAACUCUGCACAGACUGGGUACAAUAGCAGAUGUCCUAAUGAUGCCACCUCCAUCAAAGAGUGUACACUUGCGGAGCAUAUCGGGACUUGUGAAAUUGUCUCUGCUGCAUGUACAGAGAAUCCACCAAUAAGGCUUGUCAAUGGCACUGACCGAUGCUCCGGCAGAGUGGAGGUUCUACAUGAUGGCCAGUGGGGAACAGUGUGUGACGAUGAAUGGGACAUGAGAGACGCCCAGGUGGUGUGCAGAGCCGUGGACUGUGGAUCGGCUCUGACAGUCAAACCUGGAGCUUACUUCGGUCAAGGCCCAGGAGAGAUUUUGCUGGAUGAUGUCAGCUGCAUUGGUAACGAGACUUCCCUUUUGCACUGCCAACGUAGCGCCUUUGGAGAAAACAACUGUGGCCAUAGUGAGGAUGCGGGAGUGAUUUGUGCAGCGAAUCUUAGACUUAUGAAUGGGCCGAACCAGUGCUCGGGCAGGGUGGAGGUUUACCAUCGAUCUAACUGGUCACCAGUCUACAAAAUCAACUUUGGGAUGAACGAAGCUGCAGUGGUGUGCAGGGAGAUGAAUUGCGGAGAACCUGUCAAGAUCUCGACUUCUUUCGGUGUCAGUGGAGAUCUCAGAGGCUUAAAAGUCAGUUGUAGUGGUGGAGAAAGCUCUCUCACAAGGUGCACUCUGACAGACUAUGUCCGGACCAGACACGACCAUUUUCAAGAUGUAUCUGUCGAAUGUGCAGGAAACGUCAGGUUGGUCAAUGGAUCACACCGCUGUGAUGGCAGAGUUGAGGUUUACGAGAGAGAAAAGUGGUGGCCUGUUUGUGGUCAGACCUGGGACAUACAUGGGGCUACAGUUUUGUGCAGAGAUCUGGGCUGUGGUAGACCUCAUGGGGUCACUACAUCUUCUGAGUAUGGUCUUGGUUCAGGUCCAACCCUGAAUGAACAAAUUGAAUGCACUGGAACUGAGUACACAUUCUCCCAGUGCCAACGGAGACCAUUUGGGAACAGAAUCUGCAAUGCAACCUCAGUUGCUGGCGCUGUUUGCACAGGAAGUCUGGAAGUCCGGUUGGCCAACGGUAGAGAUGAGUGCUCUGGAAGAGUCGAGGUUCGUCAUGGUGAAACAUGGCAAACAGUGUGUGACACAGACUGGACCCAAAGCAAAGCUCAGGUGGUCUGUAAAACACUGGAGUGUGGAACUGCCUUAAGUGCCCCUGGUGGUGCCCAUUUCGGUCAAGGCAAUGGAUCAGUGGUGGAAUCGAGUGGCUCAUGUUUUGAUGACGGGACUUCUCUUAAAAAAUGCUCAGUGCAAGGUUUCAGGACCGUAAACUGCGGCCAUCAGCAUGAUGCUGGUGCGAUAUGUGCAGCUCCGCUGCGGCUGGUCGGCGGCUCAGGUCAAUGCUCAGGCAGAGUGGAGCUUUUCUACAAAGGCGAAUGGGGAACUGUGUGUGACGACGACUGGCAAAUAACCACCGCUGAUGUGGUAUGCAAACAAAUUGGUUGUGGCCAUGCUGUUGCUGCCCCUACAAAUGCUCAUUUCGGCAGAGGUUCUGGUCCCAUAUGGCUGGAUAAUGUUGAAUGUGAAGGCCAAGAAGCCGCUCUCACACACUGCAGACAUGCAGGUUUUGGAGAAAAUAACUGCGGGCAUGGCGAAGAUGCUAGCGUUAUCUGCUUAGGUGCUCUGCAGAAACCACAGCUUACCAUAAGCCCUGCUACAGAGGUAAACUGGGGGGAUAGAGUUGAAUUCACCUGCACUGUAGUAUCGGAACACUUGGGUGGGACAUUUGUGCUGAAAAACACCCAAGGGACAUACACAAAGGAGAAAUUCUCGGAACAUGAGGCUGCAACCUUUAUCAUCCCUUCAGUGGACUUCAGCCAAAAGGGCUCAUACUUCUGUGAAUAUCAAAAGAAACUGCCCGAGCAAGUAAUCUAUUAUCCUCAAGGAAAUGUUGCUGAUCUGUCCGUCUUAGUGAAACUAGAGAAGCCCAAUAUCUUCCUGAACUCCCCUCACACCAUGGUGAUCUACAGUCCAGACAGACUAACGGUCAACAAAGGCAGCACCUUCGCUGUCACCUGCUCCACUUUCAGCACUUACUCCAAUGGUGUCUUCUAUCUGACAAACUCUGUCACAAACCACACUGAAGCAAAAGAAGCAACUGGCGACACCAUCCACCGUCUAGCAAAUUUUGAAUUCUCUGAAGUAGAUUUUCAACACCAAGGACGGUACUCCUGUGUCUACUCGGUUAACAUCUCCACAGAGCCUUUCUGCUCCCUUCCUUCAAAAUCACUCCAGAUCUCUGUAAUCUCCACCUCAUCGCCUUCAGUUAUUGGAGCUGUCGUGGGAUUACUGGUGGUGUUGUUUCUCGCUCUGGUGAUUGGAUUCCUGGUCUGGAGAAAGAAAUUGCGAGGUGCCGGGGUCUUGGUUCAGUUUAGCAACAGGUUUGAUGGAGCGGUUAGACAAGACAUGGAAGACAGAAGCAAACGGCUACCCAGCGAAAGGGAGCGCAGUAACCAGCUGUAUGAGCCUGCACAACACAGCACGAAAGAAAAUAAUGUCGAUCUUGAUUCUGACCACCCUGCUGAAAGAGUUCCUGAAGAUCUGGCUGGGAAAGUUUGUUAUGAACUUGAACCUCUAGUUGAUACUUUAUAAUAAAAAAAUAGGAGAAGUGGUUUAAGUCAAAUUUUACAGAGUAACACAGCAUCAGGCUUAAAAGCAGCUUUCUUAAUUCCUCUUUGUUUGAAAGUAUCAUUCUUUUUUUAAUCAUCUGUGUCAACUCGCAUGUCCUGAUGCAUACUUUUACAUCACAGCUUUGAAGUUAGGGGUUCAACUAUCUUCUCUCUAUGUUAAGUUGUUGUUGUUUAAAGUUUUUUUUUCCAUCUAACCAUUUUAAAUGUAAUUUCUUUUGAUGAAUUUAGCAUUUUAGCUUUCAGAGAAUAGAAAAUAAACAUAGGUAAGAGUAUAAUUUUUGGUGACAUACACACACGGUUCGAGGUGCUGUAGUGCUUGGCAGUAACAAGGACUUUUGAUAGUGACAAGCGAACCAAAGCAGGAAAUUUGUAAACUUUUGUAUCGCAUGGUAAUUUCUGGUGCACAUGACAUGACUGCUGAUCAAUAAAGUUGUAUUUCUUAAAACAUUCAGAACAAUGCAGUCUUUUUUUUAACACUUCAUUUUUAAUUAUGUCUUAUAACAAAUUAUCU